Messenger RNA from Diospyros lotus (date-plum), 915 nucleotides. RefSeq names its product ras-related protein RHN1. Lineage: Eukaryota; Viridiplantae; Streptophyta; Magnoliopsida; Ericales; Ebenaceae. The coding region runs from base 101 to 703 and encodes 200 amino acids. The record is from RefSeq and is a predicted model, not a curated record. The transcript is spliced from 7 exons. Gene Ontology annotation, molecular function: GTPase activity; GTP binding.
GACGAUUGACUUGUCGCGUCUGGUAGCUGCCGAAACCUCUCGUUCUUCUCAAAAUAAUCGGGGAAUCUCCAAAUCCAUCCCGCUCUCUGUCUGCGAUUCCAUGGCGACGAUGGGGCACAACAAUCUCAACGCGAAACUAGUGUUGCUCGGGGACAUGGGAGCCGGAAAAUCAAGCCUCGUCUUGCGCUUCGUCAAGGGCCAGUUCCUCGAGUUCCAGGAAUCGACGAUCGGAGCGGCCUUCUUCUCCCAGACGCUUGCGGCGAACGACGCGACGGUGAAGUUCGAGAUCUGGGACACUGCUGGCCAGGAGAGGUACCACAGCUUAGCCCCGAUGUACUACAGAGGCGCUGCUGCUGCUAUCAUCGUUUAUGAUAUCACUAGCACGGAAUCCUUUGUGCGGGCUAAGAAGUGGGUACAAGAACUCCAGAAGCAAGGAAAUCCCAACAUGGUGGUGGCACUUGCUGGGAAUAAAGCUGAUUUGGAAGACAAGAGGAAAGUGACGGCAGAAGAGGCACGCGUAUAUGCUGAGGAAAAUGGUCUAUUUUUCAUGGAGACCUCUGCUAAAACUGCUGCUAACGUCAAUGAUAUAUUCUAUGAAAUAGCCAAGAGGUUGCCCAGAGCUCAGCCUGCUCAGAACCCAGCAGGAAUGGUUCUUGUGGAUAGACCAGCAGAAGGAACCCGGGCUGCCUCAUGCUGUGCCUAAGUGACUCCUUCACAUGGUCUGUAAUCUUCCACCUGAUGAUGUUUCCCUCUAUUUCAAUUAUUAUUGUUGUUUUUUCUUUUUUUGGGGGGUUAUUCCUUCUUGCUUAGCUGUAUGAUUUUGAAGUGUAGCAACCUCCAAAAUAAUUGAUUAAUGAUGUGUAUAAGAAAUGAUUCACAAAUACACGUGGUAAACCCUGAUCUUGUGAAGUUUAA